This is a messenger RNA of Pipistrellus nathusii (Nathusius's pipistrelle), 1788 nucleotides long. Lineage: Eukaryota; Metazoa; Chordata; Mammalia; Chiroptera; Vespertilionidae. The record is from the annotation of a GenBank genome assembly.
AUGGCAGCUCUUGAUCUCUCUCCCACAUGUGUUAUAUCCAUCCAGGAACCUGCCCAUAUCCAGGAGUCAGAAAUUCCUCUUCCUUCAAAAGACCAUUCCUGUCACCAGAAUGUGGAUCUGUUUGCCUGUAAUGGCCUGGAGUCUCAUAUAUCAACUAAUGUUUCCCAGGACUCGGUGACUUUCCAGGAUGUUGCAGUGGACUUCACUGAGAAGGAGUGGCCCUUGUUGGAUUCUUCUCAGAGAAAACUAUACAAAGACGUGAUGCUGGAGAACUAUAGCAACCUUGCCUCCGUGGGGUGUCAGGUGGGAAAACCCAGCCUCAUCUUCCACUUGGAGCAAGAAGAGGAGCUGAGAACAGAGGAGAGGGGACUUCCCCAAGGUACAUGUCCCGGUUGGGAGAUUCCUUCUAAAACCAAGUGGUCUAUUCUUAUGGAAAAUAUUUUUGGAAAUGAAACACCUAGUGAUGUGACAGUGGAAAGAACUCAUCUUGGAGAGAAAUCCACUGAAUAUGCUCAUCUGUUUGAAGUUUUCAGUAUGGGUGCUCAUCUUACUCAGCAAAUGGGAACUGGUAAGAGGCCCUAUCACCGACGAGACUAUGGGGUGGUUUUCAAUAACAGGCCACAUGUAACUCAACAUGUGAGCAUUUACCAUGGGAGAAAAAUGCAUGAAUGCCAUCAGUGUCAAAAAGUCUUCACCACAAGUGCUUCUCUUACACGGCACAGGAGAAUACACACUGGGGAGAAACCCUAUGAAUGCAAUGUCUGUGGGAAAGCUUUUAAUGAUCCCUCAGCCCUUAGGAGUCACGCAAGAACUCACCUCACAGAGAAGCCCUUUGAUUGCAGUCAAUGUGGAAAUGCAUUCCGAACUCUCUCCUCCCUAAAGAUACACAUGAGAGUUCACACUGGGGAGAGACCUUACAAGUGUGAUGAAUGUGGGAAGUCAUAUGGCAGGAGCUGCCACCUCAUUGCACACAAAAGAACACACACUGGAGAGAGACCCUAUGAAUGUCAAGACUGUGGGAAAGCUUUCCAGCAUCCGUCACAUCUCAAAGAACAUGUCAGGAAUCACACUGGAGAGAAACCCUAUGAAUGCACACAGUGUGGAAAAGCCUUUCGAUGGAAAUCUAACUUUAAUUUGCACAAGAAGAACCACAUGGUAGAGAAAACAUAUGAAUGUAAAGAAUGCGGGAAAUCCUUUGGUGAUCUCUUAUCACGGAGAAAACACAUGCGAAUUCAUAUUGUAAAGAAACCUGUUGAAUGUAGACAGUGUGGGAAGACAUUCAGAAACCAGUCCAUCCUUAAGACACACAUGAAUUCUCACACUGGAGAGAAACCAUACGGGUGUGAUCUAUGUGGGAAAGCCUUCAGCGCCAGCUCAAACCUAACAGCACACAGGAAAAUACACACCCAAGAGAGACGCUAUGAAUGUGCUGCCUGUGGGAAAGUCUUUGGUGAUUAUUUGUCCCGGAGAAGGCACAUGAGCAUUCAUCUUGUAAAGAAAUAUGUUGAAUGUAGACAGUGUGGGAAAGCCUUCAGAAACCAGUCAACUCUUAAGACACACAUGAGAAGUCACACAGGAGAGAAGCCGUAUGAGUGUGAUCACUGUGGAAAAGCCUUCAGCAUAGGCUCAAACCUUAAUGUUCACAGGAGAAUACACACUGGGGAGAAGCCCUAUGAAUGCUUGGCUUGUGGGAAAACCUUCAGUGAUCAUUCAUCUCUUCGGAGUCAUGUUAAAACUCACCAGGGAGAAAAACUCAGAGUGUCAUCAGUGUGGAAGAGGCUCCAGUGA